AAUAGAACACGCAGAACAUCUUAAACUAAUAGAAACUUUGCUCUUCAUUUUAUAAUUAAACCGGGCGUAUUGAGGCUGAUUUGAUUUUACUUAGACAAAGUUUUAGUGAUAAACAUGACUAUUAGUAAUCUGUUGCGGCUCCGUCCAACGUUAACGACUGCAAAAUCAGUGCUAGAUGGCCUGAUACGACCUUUUUCCAGUCAUGCGGCUUUUGCCGAGCAUAAGCAACUGGAAAGGAUUCGAAACAUCGGUAUCUCAGCUCACAUUGAUAGCGGUAAGACAACGUUGACGGAACGAAUAUUGUUCUAUACCGGUCGCAUAAAAGAAAUGCACGAGGUAAAGGGAAAGGACAACGUCGGAGCAACGAUGGAUUCUAUGGAGCUGGAGCGGCAACGUGGUAUUACCAUCCAAUCGGCAGCCACCUACACAAUUUGGAAAGAUCAUAACAUCAACAUAAUCGAUACGCCCGGUCACGUAGAUUUUACGGUCGAAGUCGAACGAGCUCUGCGUGUUUUGGACGGUGCGAUACUUGUACUGUGUAGUGUUGGUGGAGUGCAAAGUCAAACAUUGACCGUGAAUCGACAAAUGAAAAGGUAUAACGUGCCCUGUCUGGCUUUCAUAAACAAACUAGAUCGCAUGGGUGCUAAUCCGUAUCGUGUAUUGGGUCAGAUGCGGUCUAAAUUAAACCAUAACGCUGCAUUCAUUCAGCUCCCCAUUGGAGUAGAAAGCAAUUGCAAGGGAAUCGUCGAUUUGGUCAAACAGCGGGCUCUCUACUUCGAAGAUAACCUGGGACUAACGGUGCGAGAGGACGAAAUCCCUCAAGAUAUGCGAGUGGAAUGUGACGAACGACGGCAUGAACUGAUUGAGCAUUUAUCCAAUGUUGACGAGGGUAUCGGGGAACUGUUUCUCGAAGAGAAAACUCCCUCGGAGAAGGACAUUAUGUCUGCCAUCCGGCGAUCGGCAUUGAAAAGGACCUUCACACCCGUGCUGGUAGGAACAGCAUUGAAGAACAAGGGUGUACAACCGUUAUUGGAUGCUGUUUUGAAUUAUCUUCCUCAUCCAGGCGAAGUUGAAAAUAUUGCGCUGAUUGAAAGGAAGGGCGAGGAGCCCCAGAAAGUUAUUUUGAAUCCAGCUCGAGAUGGAAAAGAUCCGUUUGUAGGAUUGGCUUUCAAAUUGGAGGCAGGACGAUUUGGUCAGUUAACAUAUCUGCGUUGUUACCAAGGUGUUCUGAAAAAGGGUGACAAUAUAUUCAACGUGCGAUCGGGAAAGAAGGUUCGUUUGGCUCGCUUAGUACGACUUCAUUCGAACAAUAUGGAAGACGUCAACGAAGUUUAUGCCGGAGACAUAUUUGCUCUGUUUGGUGUUGAUUGCGCAAGCGGUGACACAUUCGUGACCAAUCAAAAACUGGAACUCUCUAUGGAGUCCAUUUUCGUGCCAGAUCCAGUUGUGUCGAUGGCAAUUCAACCAACUAAUUCGAAGGAUCGUGAUAAUUUUUCUAAAGCAAUCGCACGUUUUACCAAAGAAGAUCCGACCUUUCGGUUCGCCUAUGACGCUGAUGUCAAAGAGACCUUGGUGUCUGGCAUGGGAGAGUUGCAUUUGGAAAUCUACGCUCAACGAAUGGAACGCGAAUACAAUUGUCCGGUGACACUGGGAAAACCAAAAGUGGCUUUUCGCGAAACUUUGGUCGCUCCAUGUGAGUUUGAUUAUCUCCACAAAAAGCAGUCGGGCGGCCAAGGGCAAUAUGCUCGCGUUACAGGCAUACUGGAACCGCUUCCUCCUCAUCAGAAUACCGAUAUCGAAUUUUCUGACGAAACAGUUGGAACUAAUGUACCGAAGCAAUUCGUUCCUGGCGUUGAAAAAGGUUUUCGGCGAAUGGCGGAAAAGGGCCUGCUUUCCGGUCAUCGAUUAUCGGGUAUCAAAUUCCGACUGCUGGACGGUGCCCAUCACAUUGUGGAUUCCUCUGAACUAGCCUUUAUGCUGGCAGCGCAAGGAGCUAUCAAAAGUGUGUUCGAGGAAGGCGGUUGGCAGAUUCUGGAGCCGAUUAUGUUGGUAGAGGUGACGGCACCGGACGAGUUUCAAGGUGCAGUGAUAGGACAGCUAAACAAGAGGCAUGGUAUCAUCACGGGAACGGAGGGUGCUGAGGGUUGGUUUACGAUCUACGCCGAAGUUCCGCUGAAUGAUAUGUUCGGCUACGCGGGCGAGCUGCGCUCGAGUACGCAAGGCAAGGGCGAGUUUAGCAUGGAGUACAGCCGGUAUUCUCCUUGCAAGCCUGAUGUACAGGAAAAAUUGAUGCAAGAAUACCAAGUGUCACAAGGUAUUGUGGUGGACAAAAAGCAACAACAGAAGAAGAAGAAUUAGGUUAGUGUGUGUCUUGAGGAAUUACGCGGGUGCUGAUCUGUACAUAAUGAUAAUAAUAAUACAAGUAAUAACAUUGUACUACAUAUUAAAUGUUGCGACGAAAGAAAAACU
Sabethes cyaneus is the source of this 2469-nucleotide messenger RNA. RefSeq names its product elongation factor G, mitochondrial (gene mEFG1). The record is from RefSeq and is a predicted model, not a curated record. The transcript is spliced from 3 exons. Gene Ontology annotation, biological process: mitochondrial translational elongation. Gene Ontology annotation, molecular function: translation elongation factor activity; GTP binding; GTPase activity. Bases 115 to 2358 code for a protein of 747 amino acids. Gene Ontology annotation, cellular component: mitochondrion. Lineage: Eukaryota; Metazoa; Arthropoda; Insecta; Diptera; Culicidae.